This is a messenger RNA of Paramuricea clavata, 152 nucleotides long. Lineage: Eukaryota; Metazoa; Cnidaria; Anthozoa; Malacalcyonacea; Plexauridae. The record is from the annotation of a GenBank genome assembly.
AUGCCAUCACUACAUGUUCCUGGAAGCUACAAGACAGAGUUUAAAAAAGAUGUUGAAAUAUUUCAAUUUCAUCCUGUCCUAAAUCCUGUUCAGAAGAAGGUUGUCAACCUGAACCACACCUCUGAACCAUUAUUUCAAGAAUAUGUUUCCCG